This is a messenger RNA of Saccostrea cuccullata (small rock oyster), 510 nucleotides long. RefSeq lists its product as uncharacterized. The coding region runs from base 25 to 471 and encodes 148 amino acids. The transcript is spliced from 3 exons. The record is from RefSeq and is a predicted model, not a curated record. NCBI's taxonomy places the organism in Eukaryota, Metazoa, Mollusca, Bivalvia, Ostreida, Ostreidae.
UUCUUUAAAAACCCUGCACCGAAGAUGAUAUUUCGAAAUGUAGAAAUUCCGAGAGAAUGCAUGCUUACUUUAAAUAAGAAAUAUAUCCUGAUAGCCAAGUAUGAUCGGAAUUCAGAAAACAUCCACGUGGAUUGUAACGAUAUACUGGAUUGGGAAUCACUUUCAGGAUUUCAAAAGGGUCGAUUACGUCGUGGAGGCUACAGUUGUGGUAUAGAGAUAUGCAUCAAUGAUUGUGUGGAUAACGAGGGAUGUGCUUCUACCCAUGUGCCGCUUGCUUGUAGAAUGGAAAAGGAAGAAGAAAAUUGCUAUGACAAAUAUGCAGAGUGCAAACCUAAUGUUGAAACAUCGAGCGGGGAUUGGGAAAUGCAAGACAAAGUUUUCAGUUCAUGCCAACAACUGGAAAAUCCCAUUCCGGUUUUUGUAGAUCCUUCAGGUUCCGGAAAUGGAACCGAGCCUACAGCGGUUCCGUGAUGUUCAUUAUAUUAUAAUAAUUCCUUGGAAACAUUACUU